ACCCUCUGUGACAUCACCCCGGCCCGGUGGCACCGCGGGCACCGCCAGGGCCGUGGGUGGCACCGGAGGUGACAGCUCUGCCCCGGCUCUGCCACCUGCGCUGGCACCGAUGGCUUUGCUGGCGCUGCUCGUCCUGCUGGCCCUGGCCGGGCCCGUCUGGGCCACCUGGGACACCUGCAGAGGCACCUGCGGGCUCCGGCCCUUGGCCUUUGACCACAGCUCGCUGGUUCGGGACUACGACCCCACAGACGGCGACUACGCCACCUUGGGCUCUUCUGAUGUCACCUCCCUGGUCAUGGACGGCCCCGGCGUCCCCUCAGGGACCUGGCCCGGCAUCGUCAGCGUCCAGGCCACCCUGGAGAACGGCACGUGGCACAUGUGCUCGGGGGCACUCAUCCACCCCCAGUGGGUGCUCACGGUGGCCCAGUGCUUCGCCAGGGCCGGGGACACCUCCAGCUGGGAGGUGCUGAUCGGGGCCACGGAUCUGAGCCAGCCGGGCCCCGAGGCCGAGCAGCGCCGCAUCGACAGGGUCGUGAUGCACCAGGACUACGACGCCGACUCGGAGAGCAACAACAUCGCGCUGCUGGAGCUGGACCAGCCCGUGGAGUGCAGCGACUACAUCCAGCUGGGCUGCGUGCCCGACAGCUCCCUGGCCGUGCCCGAGCUGAAGACCUGCUACAUGGCGGGCUGGAGAGCCACCCCGGACAGCGCCCCCGGCCCGCGCCUGGUGCUGCAGGAGGCCAAGGUGCGGCUCAUCGACGUCCAGCUGUGCAACAGCAGCCGCUGGUACGGGGGGGCCGUGCACCCCCAGGACCUGUGCGCGGGGUACCCGCGGGGCGGCAUCGACACCUGCCAGGGGGACAGCGGGGGUCCCCUGGUCUGCAAGGACAACGCCGGUGACUACUUCUGGCUGGUGGGACUGGCCAGCUGGGGCAAGGGCUGCGCCGGUGACAAGCGGCCCGGGGUGUUCACCUCCACCCAGCACUUCCACACCUGGAUCCAGGUGCAGAUGGGAUUGGUCCCGCCGCAAACGGAGGCUCCACCGCCCGAGCCACCCGCCCCCACCACUGAGGAAGAGCCGCCAGAACUGGAACCCGAAGCAGAACUGGAACCAGAGCCUGAAGCAGAACCGGAGUCAGAACCCGAACCGGUACCAAUACCGGUACCGAUACCAGAACCGGAACCCAUACCAGAACCAGAAGAAGAGGAGGAAGAAGAAGAACCAGAACCAGAGAAGUUUAUAACAAUUUCCUUCCCAAAAGCCAUCCUGCUGAGGCUCUUCACGAAUCUGCAGGAGUUCCUGGAGUUCCUGCGGGACAAACUGGAUUGAGCAGGAGGGGGAGCAGAUCCAGGGCUGUGCCCAAGCCGCCCCUGGUGCCCGGGUCUGCCCUGUCCUGCUCAUUAUCCCCCUUCCGCCCACCCUGGAGAUGAACUUCAGUUUGUUCUUGAAAUAGAGUUGUUCCCCAUUACCCUCAUUUUCAG
This is a messenger RNA of Vidua macroura (Pin-tailed whydah), 1482 nucleotides long. RefSeq names its product acrosin-like. Gene Ontology annotation, molecular function: serine-type endopeptidase activity. Gene Ontology annotation, biological process: proteolysis; acrosome reaction. NCBI's taxonomy places the organism in Eukaryota, Metazoa, Chordata, Aves, Passeriformes, Viduidae. The coding region runs from base 110 to 1330 and encodes 406 amino acids. The transcript is spliced from 5 exons. The record is from RefSeq and is a predicted model, not a curated record.